This is a messenger RNA of Oncorhynchus keta (chum salmon), 3645 nucleotides long. RefSeq names its product zinc finger protein 665-like. The transcript has 5 exons. Bases 257 to 3082 code for a protein of 941 amino acids. The record is from RefSeq and is a predicted model, not a curated record. NCBI's taxonomy places the organism in Eukaryota, Metazoa, Chordata, Actinopteri, Salmoniformes, Salmonidae.
CUAGAGGACGGGACGCUCCUUCAACAACAACAGCUAGUCAGACACCUCGGUAGCUUUCUAGCAAACUUAGCUACAACAUUCAAGCUCUUUACACUGUUUUGGUGUAUAUUAGUCGCUGUGUAUUAAGUACACUUCUGUCGUAUGUACUUGUUGGCCCAUUUAAUUAUAUAUUUACGUUGUUUGUCAGCUAGCUGGUUUGCUAAGUUAGCUUAGAACUAGGCUAGUCGCUAAUGCUAGCUAGCUAACAUCCCCGACCAUGAGUUCACUAAGCUACUCUCCUGAUAAAGAAGAGGUCUGCUGGACGGAGAAAGAAACCCUCGUCAAAGAGGAGGCCGAAGAGGAGGCUGUUACAAUACAAAAACAAGUAGAGGGUGAGGCUGUUACCGUGAAAGAAGAAGAUAAAUACUUUUCAGUGAAAGAAGAGGAAGACACGUUCAGAGUGAAAGAGGAGGAUGUUACAGUAAAAGAAGAGAAAGAGGAGGAUGCAGUUUUUGGAGUGAAAGAGGAGGAGGGGGAGAUGACUGUCACAUUGGAGGAAGAAGAGGAGGUUGGAGAUCAGUUUAACAUCAGAGAGAGACGGGACAAUCGUGGAUCCUCUGGGGAGCCUCAACAACAUCAUGAUGCUGACGAGGCAGAAAAGAGUCUCUCCAGAUCAGAACUCCUGAAGAAACACCAGCAUAAACCCACAGGGAAGAGAACUCACUGCUGUUCUGACUGUGGGAAAAGAUUCAACUCUUCAUCAAACCUUAAAAUACAUCAAAGAAUUCACACAGAAGAGAAAUCUUAUGGCUGUGAUCAAUGUGGGAAGAGUUUUACUCUGCUUCACACCCUGAAAUCACACCAGAGAUCACACACAGGAGAGAAAUCUUAUAGCUGUGAUCAAUGUGGGAAGAGUUUUACUACAUCUAUCAAUCUAACUAUACACCAGAGAACACACACAGGGGAGAAACCAUAUAGCUGUGAUCAAUGUGGGAAGAGUUUUACUACAUCUAGCUAUCUAACUAUACACCAGAGAACACACACAGGAGAGAAACUUUACAUCUGUGAUCAAUGUGGGAAGAGAUUUAUUCUGCUACAAACCCUGAAAUCACACCAGAGAAUACAUUCUGGAGAGAAACCUUUUGGCUGUGAUCAAUGUGGGAAGGGUUUUACUACAUCUAGCUGUCUAACUAUACACCAGCGAACACACACUGGAGAGAAACCUUAUAUCUGUGAUAAAUGUGGGAAGAGUUUUACUACAUCUAGCAAUUUAACUAUACACCAGAGAACACACACAGGGGAGAAACCGUAUAGCUGUGAUCAAUGUGGGAAGAGUUUUACGACUUCUAGCUAUCUAACUAUACACCAGAGAACACACACAGGAGAGAAACCUUACGCCUGUGAUCAAUGUGGGAAGAGAUUUAUUCUGCUACAAACUCUGAAAUCACACCAGAGAAUACAUUCUGGAGAGAAACCUUUUGGCUGUAAUCAAUGUGGGAAGAGUUUUUCUCACCCAAGUAGCCUGAUAGUACACCAGCGGGGACACACAGGAGAGAAAUCUUUUAGCUGUGAUCAAUGUGGGAAGAGUUUUUCUACAUCUUGCAAUCUAACUAUUCACCAGAGAACACACACAGGAGAUAAAUCUUAUAGCUGUGAUCAAUGUGGGAAGAGAUACUCUGAUAAAAGAUCUCUGAUUAAACAUCGGAAAAUACAUACAACUAUCAGGGUUCAUUCUCAGAUUCUCAGUGCCAAACCAAAUGUACUAGAGCAUGACAUUGGGGACUGGGCCCUGAUCCAACAACAUGCCUAUCGAGUGAACCCUGAAAAGAGAGAGAAGCUCCGCAGUGAGGUUGAAAGUUACUACGAAUAUUGCAGGAGUUUCCUCUUGAAAUCAGACAUGUCUUUGCUAACAUCCCCGACCAUGAGUUCACUAAGCUUCUCUCCUGAUAAAGAAGAGGAGGUCUGCUGGACGGAGGAAGAAGCUCUCGUCAAAGAGGAGGAGGAAGAGGAGGAUGUUACAAUACAAAAACAAGUAGAAGGUGAGGCUGUUACAGUGAAAGAAGAAGAGAAAGACGUUUCAGUGAAAGAAGAAGACUCGUUCAGAGUGAAAGAGGAGGUGGAUGUUACAGUAAAAGAAGAGGGUGCAGUUUUUGUAGUGAAAGAGGAGGGGAAGAUGACUGUCACAUUGAAGGAAGAAGAGGAAGUUGAAGAUAAGUUUAACACCAGAGAGAGAAGUGACUAUCGAGGAUCCUCUGGGGAGCCUCAAAAACCUCAUGAUGCUGACGAGGCAAAGAAAAGUCUCUCCAGAUCAAAACACCUCAAGAAACACCAGCAGAGACCCACAAGGAAGAAAACUCAUCGCUGCUCUGACUGUGGGAAGAGUUUUGUUUCUUCAGGACAUUUAAAAUCACACCAGAGAACACACAUGGGAGUAAAACCUUAUAGCUGUGCUCAAUGUGGGAAGAGAUGCACUCAGUCAACAGACCUUAAAAAACAUGAGAGAAUACAUACAGGAGAGAAACCUUAUAGCUGCUCUGACUGUGGAAAGAGUUUUGUUUUUUCAGGGCAGUUAAAAUCGCACCAGAGAACACACACCGGAGAGAAACCUUAUAGCUGUGCUCAAUGUGGGAAAAGAUUCACUCAGUCAACAGACCUUAAAAAACAUGAGAGAAUACAUACAGGAGAGAAAUCUUAUAGCUGCUCUGACUGUGGACAGAGUUUUGCUUAUUCAGGACAGUUAAGAUUACACCAGAGAGCACACACGGGAGAGAAUCCUUAUAGGUGCGCUCAAUGUGGGAGGAGUUUUACUCAGUCAAGCAGCUUGAUAGUACACCAGAGAACACACACCGGAGAGAAACCUCAUAGCUGUGAUCAAUGUGGGAAGCGUUUUGUUACAUCUAGCACUCUGACUACACACCAGAGAACACACACGGGAGAGAAACCUUAUAGCUGUAAUCAAUGUGGGAAGAGUUUUUCUCAGCCAAACGGCCUGAUAGUUCACCAACGAGUACACACAGGAGAGAAACCUCAUAGCUGUGAUCAAUGUGACAAGAGAUACUCUGAUAAAAGAUCUCUGAUCAAACAUGGGAAAAUACAUACAUGAAGGAGUUGUUUCAUGAUAUCAAUGAAUUAAUGUCACAAUGUAGAAUGUAAAUGUAAAUUUAAAUGCAUCACUCCCAGAUGUAGAUGACUGUCUUCUGCAGGUUGUCCUCUAAUCAGUGAGGUAGAAUAUAUCUCCCAUUUCCAUAUGUUUUUUUAAAGUUGUGUUAGUUUCAACAGCACAUACAACCGGAUUUCCCCCCUAAUUGAUAUCAGUGAUUUAUUGUGACUUAUGCAGCCAACUGACAAUUUUUGGGUACAAUUAUAUUAACAUUUUUGCCCUGACUUUAGAAUAUCAGGUUCAUGUAUCAGGUUCAUUCUUAGAUGUGCCAACCCAAAUGUACAAGAGCAUGACAUUGGGGACUGGGCCCCGAUCCAACAACAUGUCUAUCGAGUGAACCCUGAAAAGAGAGAGAAGCUCUGCAGUUAGGUGGAAAGUUACUGCGGAUAUUGCAGGAGUUCCCUCUUGAAAUCAGACAUGUUCGUGGUAAGGCCAACUCGAUUGCUGAUCGUCUCAAGGGUGGGCAGUCAAAAAGAUUUGUAUUUUAUGUUCCAAGGGGACAAGAG